AUGAUGAAGCCGUGUUAUGACCUAACAUCUUUCCUUCCCACACUGCAGAUGCACCAGACCAGGAUUCAGCAGCAGCAGCAGAUGGCUCAGGCCCAGGCCCAGGCCCAGGCCCAGGCUCAGGCUCAGGCUCAGGCCCAGGCCCAGGCUCAGGCUCAGGCUCAGGCCCAGGCCCAGGCUCAGGCCCAGGCCCAGUCCAUCCAGCACAUGGUCCAGCAGCAGCAGCAGGUUCAGGCUCAGGCGCAGCCUCAGCCCGGUCAGAUGCCUCCACACUCUCAGCAGCAGCAGCAGCAGCAGCAGUCCGGCAUGGUGCCUCAGUCUCUGGCCGGCCCGAUGACGUCCGCUCAGCACGUCCCCAUCAACUCGCUCAGUCAGCAGCAGCAGCAGCACCAGCUGAAGAUCCAGGCCUUCCAGGCCCGUGCAGCCUUGCAGCAGCAGCAGCAGGCGCAGCAAGUAGCGCAACAAGCGCAACAAGCCCAGCAAGCCGCAGCUCAGGCGCAGCUCAACGCCGCUGCUGCAGCCGCCGCCGCCGUACCUGGACAG
Molecule: messenger RNA, 540 nt
Organism: Plectropomus leopardus (leopard coralgrouper)
Lineage: Eukaryota; Metazoa; Chordata; Actinopteri; Perciformes; Serranidae
Source: RefSeq, a predicted model, not a curated record